Ceraceosorus guamensis is the source of this 4870-nucleotide messenger RNA. RefSeq lists its product as hypothetical. Lineage: Eukaryota; Fungi; Basidiomycota; Exobasidiomycetes; Ceraceosorales; Ceraceosoraceae. The coding region runs from base 209 to 4741 and encodes 1510 amino acids. The record is from RefSeq and is a predicted model, not a curated record. The transcript is spliced from 9 exons.
UUCUUCGAAGCUAUGCAUACAUACUGCGCUUCCUACACCAUCGACCCAGUCGUCCUAGUUUGCUCUUCAGAGAAUCGUCCUUCUCGUCUGUUACCAGACGCAAGACUUGUUACGCUGGCUCCGGCGCUCUGACUCGAGCGCGAUGGAGCAGACCAAAAGUACAGCACCGCGAGAAGCUUGAUGGAGAGCACCGAAUCAUAUCGCCGCAAUGCAGCGUCCUUCAGCGUAUGGUGGACACGGCAGGGGACAAAUGAACGGCGAAACGAAGCGCGACGUCAGGCAUGGUGUACGCACCGCGGCAGAGCAAGCUUUGGGCAAGUCUACGCACGUCGACCAUCCAGCAAGGGAGGGGCAUUCAAAUGCAAGGCGCUCGCCACGUCCACAGUUCGAAGAGACAUCCUCGGACCAAGACAAUCCUUGGGGAUCGCAGGAGGAAGAGACCCUCACUCGUAUCGAAGACGCAUGGGCGUCGCAGAGAGUCAAGGGAGCUGCUGCUCCAGCGCCCGCAGCCGGCCAAGGAGGCAUGGAUCCCGUAAAUCGCUUCAGUGCAGCGAGUAGAUACGCUCGUCCGAGCGGCCCAGCUCCUCCAGCUGGUCAUACCUCCACAGGCAGGCCAUUGACUGUCAAAGAUGCUCCAGCGCCGCCCAGCCGAAAGUACGACGGUCCCCUUCCCAGUGACCUGCCACCACCACAGAGUCAGCUUCAGCCUCGGGCCGCUCAUGACGGCCUACAAUCUCGUGCACCAUCAAGGCGCAGCGUACCCAGUGCGAUCAUCGAAGAACAGGAGGAAGAGGGAGAUUCAUCAACGUCCUGGCAUGAACACGCGGUCGGUGACCCGCAUGAAGCAUCGCUGCAGCGUGAGGACGACGAAGAUGACGGCCAGAGGUUGGUGCCUUCUUCUCCAGACCCACCUGCCCAACUCCAAUCCACGCUCGACGCUUUCGAAGCCGGUGCCCCUUGGUCCAAUCCACCAGGCACAGCGGCAGAGAGGUCUUACUUUCUCCGCCGUCAGCCGAGCAGCUCUCCCGAGCCACAAGAUCCUUUGCCAGCAGAUGGCGACUCGAGAGUCGAGGACUCAAAUGGACGAGACCGAUCGCGCGAUCCGCAACGAGCUCAUCCUGCCCCACUUGCGGCUCUUCCACCUGCAAAGAGGCCCCGUCUGGGCAUGGGCAGACCGCAUGGUCAGCCUGCGGGCCCUCCGCUCGCAAUGGCGCCUCAGGUGGAGCGCGUGUCAGCUCAGACGACAAGCGCAUUGCAGCGACCCCUUUCGCCAGCACCUCGCACUCUCUCCACAUCGGCAUUACAGCGCCUGCAACCCGGUCCAGACGAAGUAUUCAUAUCACACGAUGGUCGAGGUAGCUUGCAAGGAACUGCUCUGCCUCGUGCGCCUGCGACCACUGGCGCAAAGGGUAGCAGGAGUGUCAUGGGCGCUGAUGAAGAUUGGGACAUGGACGAUCCGGAUUUAUGGGCGGACGAGGAGUCACUAAGAUUGGCGGAAGAGGCUGCCGUAUUCCAGGCUAGUCAAGCGGUCAGAGCCAGUCAGAUGCAGUCGGAACUCAUUUCUGCGACUGGACGACCGGCUCCCUUGCCUCACGGGCGUCGGAAUGUUGGUCUGGGAUCCGAUCAGGCGCGCAGUAGCCGUGUGCUAGCUAGGACGGAGAGCGCGCCCGCAAUCAGUCCCUCUAGUGCCGAGAAACAUUCUCGUGCGCAAGAGCAACGACAUGCAGUACAAAAUUCAUCCACUCUCGGGACGUUUCAGCAACUUGCGAACGGGCGCCAUGAUGCAGCAUCCAGGGUGCCCAGUCGAGCGGGCACGCCUACAAACGUGGGGUCGAUCGCGGGUGUUGCGGUAGUGAGAGGACUGCCAAAGGUAGAUCAGCAGAGCAGAGCGGGCGGCCGAAAUCCAAUGGUGACGCCAAUUGCAGAUCUUGCAGCGACAGCUGAGGAAAAGAUACGUCAGCUGGAGGACGAAAGACGUAAGGCCCGCCAAGCUGCCGAUGGGGAGAUCAAUAUCCUACGCUCUAGGCACACCAAACUUGAGAAGGAAGCUGACCAACUACGCAAGCAAAAUGCUGAGCUUGCGGUCCGGCAUGCAGAUGAGUUGGAAAGGAUAAGGCGUGAAAGAGAGGAGGAGAGGAUGGCGAAUGAAACGCAGGCGGCCUUUGGACACAUUCAAAAUGCGACCUCUUCGCGCUGGGUGGCUGGAGGCUCAGUGCGGCGGAGGGCGCCUGCAACGCUUUUGCGCGAUGGAUCAGGGCCAAACAGCAGUGCUGCACAAAGGGCGGGGCUGACGACGCCGACUAAAAGGGGUGGUCGUAUGCUUCGCAAUCUCGGCUCAGGAGGACGCUCUCAAGAUCGAGAGUCGGAAGAGAGCCCCAGAAGCCAAAGGAGGGCCAACGAUAUUCUGCCGUUCCCGAACCUCGACAACUCGUUCGCCUUGCCCAAGUCGCGUCGCACCUCUCAUCCAGAGCAGCAGACACUCACUGAGCCCCAACUUCUGGAAGAGUCUCCGUCAUCGCAAUUGCAGGGCACUCCGACGGUACGCGUCCUCGAGGCGAAGCAAAAAGCCGAAAGCUUGUGGUCCGACCCUCUCGCCCGAUACCCCUGGAUGCAAGCGAGCUACGCGAAGAAGCGCGCAGAACUGCUUGGGUCAGUCAUAGCGCACACGAAUGGUCAGCAAGAAUCCGUGUUACUGCCUGUCGCAGAUUCUGCCCAAGACGAGACACAGCCUAGAGCUACACAAGUGGCUUCUCAGGAUCGCACUCUCCAGAGGCUCUUGAAUGCGCGUUUGUCCCGACACACCGACCGAAGUCUACAAGUUGCGUACGCAACGGCUUGCUCCGAACUACUGGCUCUGCUUAGCAGUCCCUCAGAUGCCUCGCUCCGCUUUUCCUUUUUGGCGCACCGUCUUGGAAAAGAUCGAGGCAACAAAGAACUUGAAGACGAAGACUGGUACGAUGCGAACGAUCUCUUUGAGCAGGGCCUGGACGGAACGGUCGAAGAAUUGAUCCAAAUACUUCUCAGAUUCCUGGACGUCUUCUGGGAUCUCCGCAGCCUGGAUGGUAUCAUAGAUGUACUGGGUCUCUUCACCAGCCUCUCCCUGCGCCACGCGUCUGCUAUACGCGCAGCGUUGUUCGUCAGCGAUUCGGGUGAACAAGAACGGGAGUUUCAGCGAAAUGAAGACGAUGCUAUGGAAGAAGUUGUGCAGACUGACAGUUCGGCCGCUGCUCGCAAUGAGCAGCGCCUAGACACUCCAUCAAAGCGGCGAAAGCCGGGUCCUCCACGAAAAGGAGUGUCAUUUGCGGAGACUUUAAUCGCAUAUGUGCGAUUGGCUACCACGCCAGCAAGCCAGGCCAAAGCUAAGAGCGAGGCCGCACAGGCAUUCCAGACGACACCUUUGGACAACAAGCUGCACGUUCCUAACGCGGCUAGGCCUGACGACGACCGCCUUUCGCAGCCUACAGAGACUGAUGAAUUCCAUGCGUCGUGGCAGCUCACGACUUUCGACUCGGAGAAUUUAUUGGCGUCAGUAGCACACGUGCUUCAGGUGAUGAGUGUAGUGCUCCAGACGCACGAAGUUGAAACCUUGCGCCAACUAUUCAAGGCGACCGGAUUUCUUGGGACCCUGUUGCUGAGCAGUCGCUCGACAUCUACCUUGCUUCGCGUUUUAAGGAUGUUGACGUCCGCAAUUCGGUUCCCGAGUGCUUGGCACGUCAUUUUAGCAUGUCCCAUGGAAAAGACAGACCUUGCUGCUUUGCAUCCGCGCGUCUCGAACUCUCCUGCCCCGCUGUUCGAGCUGCUCUGUGCGUUGUUGAAAGACUCCGAAACGGCACGGCGACCUUCAUCAGAGAUGCACGCUAUCCACCAAACCAUCACAGUCUUCCUCACCCAACUGGUGUUGACCCAGCCACAAUCGCUGCCAGUCGUGGCUGAGAGUGCACCUCUCCUCACAGCCCUCGUUCGGCGGAUGUAUGAAGACACGACUGUGGUCUGGCACCUCGAUGGUGUCUCGACGCCUCAAUUACAUGUUGACAGCGCACAGUUGGUGGCAAGAUUAGUCUCAACAGUCCGCUUGCUAGGCACGCUAUAUGCGUUUCCCGAGAGGCCUGUCAGCUUGGCUAGAAGAAUCUCUUCUGACGCCUGCCACGCCGUCUACAAUGGCGCGAGGCAUGCAUACAUCUUGUCGCUCAGCCGCAUCGCGUUUGCGGAGGAGCCAGAGUGGAUAGCAGGGGAAGAAAGGGACGAGAUGCAGGAAGUGGGAGACUUGGCUACCGAGCUACUUGAGCUGGUGUUGACACCAGACGAACUCGACGCCGCGUGGGAGCUCUGUGCGGAUAGAUCAGAGUCUGGUGAGCCUGAAAAGAUAGAAGGAGCUGAAGAUGCAGAAGGCGAUGCAGUGAUGGGGCCUGGCCCCACUCAGGCAUCAGAAACUCAAUAUGAGGAAGAAGAGGCGAUGCAAAUGGACGUGGGCGAUGCGCCAGUCGACCAGAACGUUCGAAAUACAGACUCCCACUUGGCAAAUAUCCGAACGUCCGAUCGGGCUGUAGGAAGUCAAGGGAAAUCGCCAGCGCUGGUGGAAGGCCAGGUCAAUCUUUGCUCAAUACACAUGCCACGCAAUAAGGAAAAUCAUCAAGUCGCAGCCAUGAUCGAGAAGCCUCAGCAUCAGGAGGGAAGGGGCAUACAGGGAGGCAAAAGAAGACCGAUUUAUCUUCAAGUCUCGGACUCUGAGGAGGAAGGAUGAACACGCUGCGGCGAUUAUUGUCCGGGUGCGGGGCGCGGAUACAAGGAUCAUGGCAAUAUCAUCGCCUCUUCACGUACGCACAAGCAUUUGUAUCAUAAGUGUCGGCAGAAUUGCCACCAUAAUCGCAAC